GGGUUUAUUAUUUCGUUGAGUAUUAAUCGUUUCUCGGUCUGUUCGUGUGAGCUACAUUUCAAAUGUUGAAUCGUCGUCGCCCGAUAUUCCCAACCAACGUCGUGAGUUUGAUCCAAAGUAGUUGACUAGUUGCAGGUUCCAAGAAUAGCUUUGAGCAGCACCACUGCAGCACCGUGAACCACGAGUCUAGAGCCUCGGCGACGGGCGACCCGCGACCGCUCCCACCAUCAGCUCCGCUCUGUUCACGGUGGGCAUAAAGAAUUUUCCCAAGUUUAUCAAUUCUGUAUAAUUGGUGUACAAGAUCAAAAAGGUGUAACCCGAUAACGAGGGAGUUAUUGAAGAAGAAAGUAUCAAUACACAAUAACCCGGAUGGGGGUGAAAAAAACGAUUUUUGAUUGUGAAGUGAAGUGAACCGUGUGUAUGCCUGUGCUAGUGAUAGAAAUUUCAACUUGUCAACAGUUUAAUAAAAUAGUAGAAUAAAUUAAAUAAAAUAAUAAUGUCCAUAGAGACUCGAUCAAGUUCGGCUCUUUUCAAGAGAGCCGAACAAUUAAAACGUUGGGAAACAUCGGAAACAAACCGUGAACCACCUCGGCCUAGGCAAAUUGAUCGGAAAAUUAAAUUUUCGGCCGAAUGUGUCUAUUUAGCGGCAUGUGCAGCUGGCGACAAGGAAGAUGUUGUGCGUUUAUUGCAAAAAGGUGCAGACAUCAACACCGGGAAUGUUGACGGGUUGACAGCCCUACACCAGGCUUGCAUAGGCGAUGACUUGGAUAUGGUGGAAUUUUUGGUGGAGCAGGGGGCGGAUAUCAAUCGUGGAGAUAAUGAAGGCUGGACGCCUCUCCACGCUACAGCCUCCUGCGGAUUCAUAUCAAUUGCCAAAUACUUGAUAGAACAAGGAUGUAACCUUGGAGCUGUAAACAACGACGGCCAGUUGGCCCUUGAUAUCGCGGAAAGCGACGAAAUGGAAGACAUGCUUCAAAAAUUCAUCAAUGAAGCUGGCAUAGAUUGCAAUCAAGCAAGGAGUGAAGAAGAAAGAUUAAUGAUGAAUGAUGCGCGAGCUUGGCGUGGCGGUGCCCCAGGCAAAGAUACUAUACAUCCUAGAACUGGGGCUACGGCCCUCCAUGUUGCUGCUGCCAAAGGAUAUCUUAGAGUAAUCAACACCCUUCUACAAGCUUGCUGUGACGUAAAUGCUCAAGAUUUUGAUGGUUGGACUCCUCUGCACGGAGCUGCGCACUGGGGUCAACUAGAAGCUUGUAAAAUUCUUGUGGAAAAUUACUGUGAUAUGGAUAUAAAAAAUUAUUCUGGACAAACAGCGUUUGACGUUGCGGAUCCAGACAUUGUGAAGGAGUUGGAAGAAUUGAGGAUAAAACAACAAAUACUAUUGAAGGAUCAUCCACAGUUGAUACAAAAAGCUUCUGUACCUUCAAAAAAACGUGUAUCUACCAACAACGAAAAUGUGGUAGCGGCACCCGAGGAUUCAGACAUCUUUGAAGAAGAAACUCCGAACAAGGUCAAGAAAGUUGAACUGGAAAUUCAAUCUGAUAAAGAAGACUCAAGUUCUACUACAAACAGUGAUGUUGAAGGUGAGGUCGAAACGGACAUGGAUGCGAGUGAGGGUGAGGGUGAUGGUGAUUCUGAGACUAGCUCUGACACCCACUCCUCAACCCAUUCCGAUCACUCUAACAGAUCCGUCCAAUCCAACCACUCUGCAUGUUUGACAGAUGACGAGAAAAAAAAUAGAGCGAACAGGGAUGAAACUGCAUCACGGCUUCCGUCAACACCAGCGGAAACUAACCAAGUUCCUAAUCAGGCUCCAAUAAUGCCACCCAAACAACAGACUGAAAACAACGAAGAUGGAUCCAUUCCAUCCUGGCGACGUUCGGGUUCCUUCAGGAGUAGAAAUACAGAAAUUGAGUCUACAAACUCGAUAUCUACCAGGAUAGAAGACAAAGAGAAGUCAUCUUCGAAGUCUCCAAGUUCGCCUAACAAAAUCGCCCCAGAGUCAGAAGUGGUACUUAGAAGAACGCGAAGCUUUGAAGCUGAUGAGAAGUUCUAUGAGCGGUACAAGGCACUGCAAGCUCGCAUCAAGGCAUCCUCUUGCCCCACUCUCGAUUGUUGCAAUCCAGCUUCUCCUACUCACAGCAAUACUGUGACAACUUGUUCUGCGUCCGUACGCAAAACUCAGAGGAGAAGAGAUGUUAAAUUGAACUUGGAACUCACAAGGGAUCUUGGAACAAGGGUUCAAACAGGGUCAAUGACCUCCCCGACAUCACCACCUAGCAAAGCUACAACACCUGUGUCUAACGCAACAUUGGCUACGACUGUGACACCAACAACAAGUCCAGUUCCGGCGAACCAAAUACGCAGCAAGCAACAAGCGGACCGCACACCAUCAAGUUUAUCUUCUAAUACGACAACAGCUACACCUGUAACCCCGACUACACCUGGUGGAAGCAAACUCAGUCCAGGAAAUAUCUUCAAAAAUUUCUUCAAAUCGUUCGUGCCACCCGUUCGUGAUGAGGAGAGUGAAACUCAAAGAAAAGCACACGCUAAGAGGGUUCGAGAGACAAGGCGUUCAACUCAGGGCGUGACGUUAGAUGAAAUCAAAAGUGCGGAGCAGCUAGUGAAAAAGAAGCAGCAGUUGAACAACGAGUCGUCAUCACCUGUAACAGCACCCUCAUCACAGCCUGCAGCUUCUGUCAGCAACUCCACCUCAAUCACAGCUACGAUAACAACAGCUACUCCUACUACAGUGUCGGCAAACAAACCCUCCGAGGAAACUAAUUUGCCUGAGAGACGGCCCUCUUGGAGGCUCAGGGUAGAUAAUGGAAGCAAGUUCCAGCUUGAAGAUGCAAAUAAUAGAACAACCACUGAUACUACAACUGCAUAUAUCAGGAGGCCUUCUGGCGGAACUGGAGUUCCGAGACCAAGUUCAGCGCCCGUAGAAACUAUUACAGCCAGUUCCGCCGAUACUACAAUCACCUUACCUUUAAGACGACCUCUCAAACCCCCAGAAGAUAAAGAACAAGACAAGGAAAACGACAGUAGAAAUGCGCAAGCGACUCAAGCUGUGAUUCAAAGAAGACGUAGGCCCAAGAGAAGAUCCACAGGAGUUGUCCACGUGGAUAUGGAUGAAAUUGACCCAGAUAGGCAGGACACAUCUGCCAGCGGAGACUAUGACGAUUCCAAGGUUAACCAUAAUGAGAGUGGGAACGAACGCUCUGGACGUUCCAGCAGGCUUGGUUCGGUUUCAUCGGUAACAUCUGAUACGCAAAAUCCCCCUACCCGAACAAAACUUUCAGCUUCUGAGAAUGGAGAGCUUGACUACAAGAAACUUUAUGAAGAAUCACAAGUUGAAAAUGAAAGGCUCAAAGAAAAACUUCGCCAGUCUGAUGAACAACUCAAAGAAGCCCAAAGCCUGUUGGACAAGGCACAAAAUGUUCAAACUAAAAAUUCUCUUUCGGAGGCCGAAAAGAGAGAGAGGAGGGCUAUGGAAAGAAAACUUUCAGAAAUGGAAGAGGAAUUGAAGCAAUUACAAAAGCUCAAAGCUGAAAAUGAGAGAUUGAAAGCCGAAAAUCGGGCACUUACCCGCGUCGUAUCCAAACUCACCAAUACUACUAAAUAGAUGAUGGAGUAUAUGAAAUGCGAAAAUCAGAGGCUAAAAGACGAAAACGGUGCCUUGAUUAGGGUGAUCAGUAAGCUGUCCAAGUAAUAUUUUACAUCAAAAAACAAACAUAACUGUUCAUUGUAAUUUGUAUUAUUGUAUUAUUAAUUAUUAUUUCAACUAUACAGCAUUAUUGUGGUCUACUCUAUCGUAAUAUAUAUGGAUUGAUAUUUGUGUUAGUAAUUUAAUUUAUUAGAACAGAAUCAGUUACUCUUGUCGCUCUGCCUUACUAAAAAUAGAAAGGAGAAAUGAAAAAAAAAUGAGGUAACUUUUCUGUUCCUCUGACUGUGAAUAUUUUAAUUCGUUAUCAUUCUUUUUUUUGAUAAACUACUCGACAAACAGUUUUACUAAAGAUGACGCAGCGAUUCUGAAAAUUAUUUUAGCUAUCUGAAAAUACAGCUGGUCGUGUUAUAAUGAUAUUUCUUCUAAUAUAUCUUGUUCUAAAUUAAAUUUUUCUCUUUCGGAUUCACUAACUUUUUUAAAUAUAUAUACGAUACUUCUUGGCAUACACACCGCUGAUGUUCUUACAAAAUCCUUGAUAACAAUCAAGGAAGCCAAACGUUUGAUUAUUGAAACAUUUUUUAGGUGUAGCAUCUACAUCUUCACAUACUGCCAAUACGGUAUUUCUAUGAUUAUACAACCAACUUUCUGCCUGUGUGAGAUACUAAUAUUGACAACAAAAGAUUUUAUAUAUGUAUACAAAAGACGGCUUACUGGUCAAGCCAAAUAACGAACAUACAUAUGAUUGUAUAUAUUAUCACUGACGAAAUUCUAGAUUUUGAUUCAAGCUAAAAAUUCAUUAAACAGUUGGCAGAGAAAAACAUUUUUAUUACAUAAUUGUGGGAACAAAGCUUGUAAAGUAGUCUGAAAAGUUUAUUGACGACAAAGCCUUCUUAACGUAAGAAUUUGAAAUGAUCGCUCAUUGUUUUAGAAUUAUUAAGACUCUGAAAUAACUUUUGAACUAUAAACAUUCACAAGGAUAAAGUUUUGCGUUCAUAACAAAAUGAUUGAAAUCUACUGCCGUUUUUUAUUCACGAAUCUACCGAUCAGGUCACAGACAUAAUCUUGGUGGAACAAGAUUUAUUCAAUUUCAAAUGAAAAAAUGAAAUACACUGCUGUUCAAAUAUUUUUAGUGUCAUUGUUAUAAACAAUUGUAAAAAUGAAAACAAAAACCAAAAUUAUUAAACGAGUGUAGUUGUUUGUGAUGAAAUUUUGUUAUGUAAUAACAUAAAUAAUGUAGUAUAACUAAUAAGGAAGACUAAUAAAGUCGAAUUACUCCGUUGUAUUGUAUUAUAGUGAUUACAUACCUACUAUGUGCUUAUUGUACUAUAUUAUCUUGUUUUAAAGUAUUCAGGCUGAGGUGCGUCAUGCAUUCCUUGUAGAUUCGAAGCAGCGAACCUCGAGCUUUUAACUGUAUAGCUUUCAUAAGAAAAAAUAAUGAUAUGGUCUACUCUACGCACUCAUAUUGCCUACGUACCUUUAUGAAAUUCUCAUGAUAUAUUUAAACAUCGUAUGAAUUUUUUCACUCGCUAAGCGGAUCGUUACUGUAAUUACCUAAUCAACUAAACCGACAAAUGCUUUGUAAGCUACCGAUGCUCACGUCACUUGUAGAUAUCGACGUUAUUAUCCCCCCUACCCUCUGAAUAUUUUUGUUUCUGACAAGCACAGUGAUUAAUAGUAUUUAGUAUAAAAAUUUUAAUGCCGAUUUUAUUGGUACAUUUAUUUAUUUUAUCGUGACCGGUCACUGACCUUAAAUGUAAACUUUCAUCAUGAUUUUGAGUUCAAUCGGACAAGAUAAUAUAAGUUAACGAUGAGGCAUUUGCUAUGCAAUGCACUAUUGAUAUAUUGAACAGUGGAAAUCGUCAAAAAAUGACUCAAAGUAUUCUCAUUUCAUAACGCACUGAUAACUGAUUAGCCUACCAUCUAGUUUAGGGUAUGGAUCGUUGUGCUUAUUUAGAAACUGAAUUAGGACAAUUAAAAAUUGCAAUUCUAUAGAGAUACGUAUGAAUUAUGUUUGCGAUUUUCACCUGACUCUUGUAAUUCUAGCACACAUUAACAUAUCCCCGAAAAAGUGUUUGUGGAUGAAAGUACUCUAUAAUUUGUUUCGUUUCAUGACUACCAAUAAUAAUUAUUAAAAUAUAUUAUCAUACAAAUAACUAUGUUUUGCAAGGGACAUUUAUUAAUAGCUGCGCAGGGAGACUGAUAUUUCUAGUCUCCAUUUUCAUUGUACCACAAAUAUUUAUUUCCUGAUGAACGAUUUCUUUUUUUUCCUACUUGUUCAUUAUGCAAUCAAAAUUUGGACGUGUGUUUUUCUAUUACCGAUGUUUUUAACGUGAUACCACUCAAAUAUAUUGCAAAAGAGAAAUGUAUGUUGUUUAAUUA
Molecule: messenger RNA, 6043 nt
Organism: Athalia rosae (coleseed sawfly)
Lineage: Eukaryota; Metazoa; Arthropoda; Insecta; Hymenoptera; Athaliidae
Gene: Mbs
Product: protein phosphatase 1 regulatory subunit 12A
Exons: 22
Coding region: 497-3622 (1041 amino acids)
Biological process (GO): signal transduction
Cellular component (GO): cytoplasm
Molecular function (GO): enzyme inhibitor activity; phosphatase regulator activity; protein kinase binding
Source: RefSeq, a predicted model, not a curated record